Messenger RNA from Rotaria sp. Silwood2, 1149 nucleotides. NCBI's taxonomy places the organism in Eukaryota, Metazoa, Rotifera, Eurotatoria, Philodinida, Philodinidae. The record is from the annotation of a GenBank genome assembly.
AUGGCAUCCCUUGAUUCGAUAAUCAGUGAUGAAACAUCAUUAUCUUCAUCAUCUUCUUUUUUAACAACAUCAACUUCAUCAUCUCCACCAUCAUUUUUAAUAUCCACGUCAUCAUCAUUAUUUUCAUCAUCUUCACCAUCAUCAUCAACAACAUCAUCUUCGUCACCACCAACUUCGAAACCAGUAUCAUCAUCAUUUUUAUCACCUAAACCAUCCAUCGUGAAAACAACAUCGAAUAAACGUAAAACAAUGUUAUACAUUAAAGGAUAUCAAUAUCAGUUGAAAGAUUAUAAUGAAAAUAAAACGAUUAAAUUUUGGCGUUGUGCAAAACGAGAUUGUGGUGUUCUUUUACAUACAAAUCUCAAUGAUGAAUUUAUACGUUAUUCUGGAAAAAAUAUUAAUCAUAAACAUCUUCCAAAUCCUGCUGCAUUAGAAAUAUGUGAUCUUAAAGAAAAAAUGCGACAAAGAGCUGAAACAGAAUUAGUACCAUUACAAGAAAUUGCUGAACAGGAAGUUCGAAAUGGUUUAUUAACAGGUGAUGCACAAGCUAAUUUACCAAAUAUUUUUGAAAUUGGUCGUGGUUUAAGUCAUGUUCGGCAAAAAAAUCUUCCUUCGAUACCAAAUUCAUCAUCUUUUGUCAUACCCGAUAAGUACACAAGAGAUUAUCUUGAUCAUGAUCAUUUAUUAUUACAUGAUAGUACAGAUCCACAUUUUCAAUUUGAUUCAUCAGAUGAUAUACAACCAUCAGGAAGAAUUUUAAUUUGGUCAUCAAAUAUUCAACUUCAUUUAUUAUUUAACAGUGGACGAUUACAUAUGGAUGGUACAUUUUCCACUUCACCUCCACAUUUUGCUCAAGUUUUUAUUAUACAAACAAUACAUCAUGAAUCUUUUUAUAGACAUGUUCAAUCACAAGAUUUAUCAUCUAGUUAUCUGAAUAAUAUUAUGGUUCGAAAUGUUAUUAAACAAGCAAUGGCAUUAGCAUUAGUACCUCCAUCACAUGUUCAAGUAUUAUUUAAUGAACUUGGUCAAGAAUUAAAUGAUGAUGAACGUGAAGAAAUUUCGGGUUUAUUACAAUAUUUCAAGAACCAUUGGAUGCGUCAAGUAUCGAUAUGGAAUGUUUAUGAAAUACCUGAUCGAACAAAUAAUUAA